AUGGCUCGCUUCCUCCAAUCCCUGCGCAGCGUCCUUGGGCUUCGCUUACCCCCGCCUGCCUCGUCGAGUCCCCCCCGGCCGUCGUUUACACGCUCAGGCGACUGCGACUAUUCCAUUUUUCGAGAAGGCGACAGGGCAAUCAUCCACGCCAAGGUCCCCUAUCUCACCAAGCCGCUCAAACAUGGCGAACGCACCGAGGUCUCGCGCGGCGUGAUCCAUCACGACGACAUCAUAGGCAGCAGAGUCUGGGAUCCUAUCAAGGCGCAUAAAGGCUCCCUGUUCCGACUCAGCUUGCCAACGCUGGAGGAGUAUGUUGUCUACACACCGAGACUUGUUACCCCGAUCUACGGCGCAGAUGCGAACCUAAUCGUGUCGCUGCUGGACAUCCAUGUCCUCCCUCCUCCUUCUCUUCCUCCGGCCAGCGACGGCGCGACGCCGCUGGAAAUCCUCGAAGCUGGCACUGGCCAUGGCUCUCUAACGUUGCAUCUGGCGCGCGCAAUCCACGCAGCCAAUACCCAGCCGCCGCCGAUACCUAAAAACUCGCAGGUGCGAAUCCUUGCCAAUCGCCCUGUUCGUCCAUAUGCAGACGCGGCAGAGACGACGUCAGCAACAGCAGCAGCAAGACAAGAAGAGCAAGCCGAAAACACAGAGCAAAAACAAUGGGACGAAUGGCGCGCACAGCGAAGUGCCGUGAUCCACACCGUCGACGUCUCAUCCAAGUUCUCCACGCAUGCCGAAAAAACCGUGCGCGGGUUCCGUCGAGGCCUGUAUGCUGGCAAUGUUGAUUUCCACGUUGGCCCUGUUGAGGAAUGGAUUGCCGACCAGACCCGGCAGCGUAGCAGCAACAACAACAAAAAAGCUUUUUUGUCGUAUGCAAUCCUGGACAUGCCCUCGGCCCACCAGCGGAUCCCACAUGUAGCCCCCGUGCUAAAACGCGACGGCGUGCUGGUCGUCUUCAUGCCCAGCAUUACGCAAAUCGGCGAGUGUGUGCAGCUGAUUGCGCGUGAGAAACUGCCCUUUGUCAUGGACAAGGUCGUCGAGCUGGGGACGGGCUUGAGCAGCGGCCGCAUGUGGGAUGUUCGUGUCGCUGUCAAGAAGAGCCGCGCUGAUCCAUCGUCGUGGGUGGAAUCAUCUCGCAGUGAAGCUGCUGACUCGAGUGUGUCUGAGGAGGAUGGGUCCUCUGGAUCCUCUACAUCCUCUACAUCCUCUGAAGGGCCACCUGAAGGACCCUCUGAACCCGCUGCAGAAGACAACAACGUCUUGGUGUGUCGUCCCAAAGUCGGUCUGAAGAUCGUUGGAGGCGGCUUUAUUGGCAUCUGGAGGAGAAUUGAAGACAGACCACAACUAGUAUAG
Talaromyces rugulosus is the source of this 1353-nucleotide messenger RNA. RefSeq lists its product as uncharacterized. The coding region runs from base 1 to 1353 and encodes 450 amino acids. NCBI's taxonomy places the organism in Eukaryota, Fungi, Ascomycota, Eurotiomycetes, Eurotiales, Trichocomaceae. Gene Ontology annotation, biological process: tRNA methylation. The transcript is spliced from 4 exons. The record is from RefSeq and is a predicted model, not a curated record. Gene Ontology annotation, cellular component: tRNA (m1A) methyltransferase complex.